ACGGGGGGAAAAAACAAAAGGUUGGCGCAGAUGGGCCCCACAAUUCUUCCUUUCUUUCUAAAUCCCCUCGGCGCCCCUGCUCUCCCCACAAGACUCCAAUCUUUGAUCUCUGUAUAAAGGACCCCCCCUCUCUCUCUCUCUCUGUCCAAAGUCUAAACACGCACCCUUCCUCUCUCCAUUUUUCCAAAGCGUAAUCAAUCUCUACUCUUUCGUUUCGAAAACCCUAAUCCAAAUGAUCGGAACCCUAAUCCUCCCUGCGGCAGCAUGCCUUCGAUUUUCUCCGGAAAACACCGUACAAUUCGUGGAGACAGCAGGAUCUAACCGUAAAAAGUCGAUUUCCGGCCGGAUUUCUUAUAAAUCAGCGAUUCACGCAGCCGUUGCCGAGGCGCCGGCUGUGGAGACUAGAAUGCCUCCUGCGAGCCUCUAUGACGUACUGAGAGUGAGGAGGAAUGCAUCGCCGAUUGAGAUAAAAAUGGCGUACCGGAGCUUGGCCAAGAUGUACCACCCUGAUUCGUCUCAUUCGGUGGAAUCGGACGGCCGCAAUUUCAUCGAGAUUCACAACGCAUACGCCACGCUUUCUGAUCCGGAGGCCAAGGCGGUUUACGACCUGAAGCUUAGUAUAGGUUCACGAGGGCCACCUGUUGGGUACCCGUAUCGAUCUGGGUACUACCCGACCCGAAGAUGGGAGACGGAUCAGUGUUGGUAGUGAAUAGGACAGGACCCAAAUAUAAUAUUGAUGUGGCCACGCCAAGGGUAGAGAACUCAUGUAAAUACUCAACUGUUGCUUCCUGUUUUUUUUUUGGGUGCAUCUGGUUUUUUUCUCCAUCAGGAAAUGAGUAUAUACAAAUCUUUUUUGUUUUUGUUUCCGAAUUCUUGUUUUUGAUGGGGAAUGUCAAAAAGCAUUCAGCAAGUGUGAAGGGAUUUUCACACUCGAUUCUUCGAUUCUUUAAAAGAAACCAUAUACAAUAUACAAAAA
Molecule: messenger RNA, 976 nt
Organism: Ilex paraguariensis (yerba mate)
Lineage: Eukaryota; Viridiplantae; Streptophyta; Magnoliopsida; Aquifoliales; Aquifoliaceae
Source: the annotation of a GenBank genome assembly